Molecule: messenger RNA, 420 nt
Organism: Cryptomeria japonica (Japanese cedar)
Lineage: Eukaryota; Viridiplantae; Streptophyta; Pinopsida; Cupressales; Cupressaceae
Exons: 3
Coding region: 1-420 (139 amino acids)
Source: RefSeq, a predicted model, not a curated record
AUGCAUAAAGUAGCUCAAGCAAAUAGAGAAGAUGAAAAGGAAACGGAAAUUGGAAAACCGGAUGAGGCAUUCGAUGAUGAAGGAGAACCAACUACAGAAGAGGUUGACACUAUUGAUGUGGACAUGUUAGAUGAUGAACAUGCCACUCCAGACACAGAAAAGGAGAAACUGGAUAAAGAAGAAGCAGAGAAGAAGAAGCUGGACAAGGAAAGGGCUGACAAAGAGAAACCGGAAAAUGGACCUACUACACCGGAUGAGAUUGAAGCUUAUGAAGAAAAUGAGCAAGCGAGAGUUAAGCUAGCUAAGAUGCGGGCUGCUAAAGGCGAUACUAAAGGUAGAUAUGAGAACUUGAGAAUGGAAGAAGAUGAAGAUAUAACAAGCUAUUUUCAUAAAGUUGAUAGUGUAGUAAAUGAGAUCUAA